Molecule: messenger RNA, 2760 nt
Organism: Moesziomyces antarcticus
Lineage: Eukaryota; Fungi; Basidiomycota; Ustilaginomycetes; Ustilaginales; Ustilaginaceae
Exons: 2
Coding region: 1-2760 (919 amino acids)
Cellular component (GO): nucleus
Source: RefSeq, a predicted model, not a curated record
AUGUGGCUGGCCGCUUUAGCUUUCCUGCAUCGUCGCCGUUCGCUCGAGGCGGCUUCAUCACCCCCUCCUUCCCUUUCCGUGUCCAUAUCCGUCACAGACUUGGGGCAGCCGCUGCCGCCUGCUUGUGCCCCUGCCUCUCGACGCUCGACCUCUCUCCUCGUCUUGCCGCUGCCAGCCGCUCUCCACCUCUGCACCUCCAUCAUCUCCGCCCCCGCUGCAUUUCCCAAUCCGUCGACUCGAUCCGCUCUCUCAGACGCGGAGCUCUCGAGCGCUCGGCGUAAGUUGCCUCUUCCGGUAGACACAGGCACUGCUGUCUCGCCUGCGCCUGCCAGCGCCGUCUCGCCCAGUCGACAGCUCCGGCCGCCCGCAUCGGGUCUCACCUUUGGAGCCGUACCCGAGAGACCUGGCAUGCUGACCACCGCACGUCGCUUCUUCACCCCGCACUGUUUCUCCUCGCUCGACGCCUCGCGCACUCGUCAUCCGCCCCUAGCCUUCGCUGCCAUCCUUGACAGCUUCCAGCUCCCAUCACUGUUCAAGCUCGACCGUCACAGAUCAACCUUCGCCAUGUCUGGGGCUGCAUCCACCAACCCUGCCCUCAGCUUCGGCCCUACGGGCCCCUCGUCGAUGGCCUCGUCCACCUUCCAGUCUCCCGACCCCUCCUCGAGCUCCGCAGCAGGCUACAACGCCGCUGGCAGCUUUCCUGCUGGAUUCGGACGUGUCAAGGCCGACCCUUCGAGCUACAGCUACGACGAACAGGCUCCGCGAUCGCAGCAGCAUGGAAACUACACACAUCACGACCUCGGCGGCGCGGGCACCUUGGCACAAACACAGGCUCUCGGAGGAUUCAACCCAUCCACCAACCAGCAUUACGCCGAUCCCAUCCGCUCGGCAGCCGCCGGUCCGGCCAACUAUGUCCCAGGUCAUACGCGCCACCAAUCGCUCAACUCGGGCGUGAGCCAGCUUGGUCUUGGAGGCGGAAGCAGCGCGUACUCGUUUGGCGACGUCAAUGCAAGCCAGUACAACAACUACAACCUCGUCCCUGCGCAAAGGUCGCCAUCGGGUCGCUCGUCGGGUCUCCCCGCCGAGACUUCGCCGACGCGAACUCGCUUGCCAUCGGUGGGCUACAGCGACCCGCGCACCAUCAAUCGCCCUCCUUCUCGGCCCAUCGGUCUUGGCGUGUCGGUGACGCCAGGCGCCAGUAGCGACGAGUCGGCAAAGGUCGAGAGCGGCUCGCCCCGAUCGCUCAAGCGAUCGGCGGAUCCGUUGGAAGACCUUCGCAGCUCCUCGGAGCACGCCCAGCUUCGCCGCCCUGCUUCAUUCCCCGUGCUGGGUGCGGGCGGCAGCGGCAUGUAUGGCCGUCCGAUCGGCCAGGAUGCUCGCAACGCUCAAUCCAUCGGUCGCAAGACGGGACGAGGCGGUAUGGGCGUGCCCGGGCAGCUGACGCCUGGUCGCUCCCAUGCCAUGCUUCCCGGUCUUGGCGGUGGAUUCUACGACUCGGAUGCUCGUCGUGAAUCUCUGGGAUCCAACACCACGAUGCAAUCUCCCGGCGCCUACCACGGUGGCUCCGGCUCGUCGGAUGAGCUCGGACUCGGUGGCGGCGGCAUCCCGCAGCUCAUGCGCGCCACGCAGAUCCUAGGCUCCAUCCCACCUGCUCCGGCCAUGGCGUCGCACGAUCCCAUGUACAGCCCUCCGGGCGGUGCGGGCGGAGGUGCUCCACGUGCCAGGCUCGAGCUGCACGGCAACCUCAACGACAUGGCCGUGGGCUGGUCGCACGACGAGUGGAGGAGCGGGCGUCGUCUGGUGCAGUUCUGGAGGCGACAGGAGGGCACCACGAUCCACGCCACCUUCCGACCUAUUCUGCCGUCGCAGUACGUGCCCAACAGCAUCGUCAUCUCGUGCAUCUUCCGCGAGGACAAGAACGAGUGCUUUGUCACUUCGGUCGACACGAUCUACCUGCUCGAGGCGCUGGUGGCGAGUCGCUUCACCGUCGAGGAGAAGAACCGCAUCCGCCGCAACCUCGAGGGCUUCCGACCCAUCACGGUGAGCAAGAACAAGCGCGAAUGCGAGCGCUUCUUCAAGCUCAUUAUGAGCUUCCCCAACCCGAAGCCGCGCAACAUCGAGAAGGACGUCAAGGUGUUCCCGUGGAAGGUGCUUGCCUCGGCGCUGUGCAAGAUCAUCGGCAAGUACAGCGCAUCUUACGAAGGCGGUCCGCCGGUGCUGUCCGACCUGGGUCCGGAUGCAUCGUUCGGCGGAGCGAUGGGUGGCUCUCUGUCGUCGGUCGAUCUCUCGGGCGGCCACUACCGAGAUGUCAGCUAUCCAAGCUCGUCGCCCUCGAUCAAGGACACGCGUCUGCCCGGGUCGUUUGACUACGAUCGUCAGGGAGGCGCUGCGGGCGCCUAUGCAGUCUCGAACCCAGGCGCACAUCAUUCGGCGGGAUAUGGUGGCAACGCGUGGAACAUGGGCAGCCAAGACAUGGCGUUCAACGCUCCCGGUGCGGCGACGGGUUAUGCGCAGGGCCCAGGCGUUUCCUUCUCCACGGGCGGCGGCGGAUCCCACAGCCACACUCACAGCGCCAGCAGCUACGACAGCUUUGGCGGAGGCAAUCUCGUUCAGAACCCCGCCGCGUCGGAUGCCAGCCACAUGUACGCGCAACAGCCGCAGGAGGCAUACUCGGCUACCGCUCCUCCGCACCACAGCCAGGCACCGAGCUCGAGCACGCUCGCGGCUGCCACGGGCGACUACUAUGCGGACCGCCGGUGA